AUGGCAGACCGAGUCCUCGCUAUUGGAUUCGGAGGAGCGCACACUCACCUUUCUGCCCUUUCUCUCAAGAGAGGCAUCAGCUUCUCUUCCUUCAAAUUGUCUCUCAGUCCUCUCGAUCGAGUCCUGACCGUAGCCCUCCUCCUCCUCCUCCUCCUCCUCUUCGCUACCACCACCGAAGCCGCUCACUACAGCAAAUGCUGCGUCCUCGGCGCCCGUGACCAACUCAACAUCUUCACCGAAGAGCUUCCUUGGGAUGUCUGUCACUACAACAAAACGGUGUCCUACCCAGCCGACCCAGUCUCCCCUUCCGUAAACAGGACUAAGGGGUGGUGUAUAAACAACUGCCAGGGAGCCCAAUGGAGCAAUGCCACUCAGUGGAUCCAGCCACUCGCUUCGUGGAUCGCACCGUAUACCGGACUACUCCUACUGUGUCCCGUCGGCGGAAAGCCAGAGAAGACAGAGAAGAAAAGGCCAGAACGGAGCGAGGAACCGGCGACGUCGAUGACUGGGGAUGAGGCGCCCCCAGCACACAAUCCAGCCCUAAAGUCAGGUUGGAUGACCAAUAGAUUCCACUGGCAGAAACUUCGAACCACGUGCCAGGAAGCUUACACGUGGUGCUGCAAUGCCGCUGAAUAUCUCCGCUUCCCAGCGCAGGAGUAUGUCAUGCUGAUCGGUGACCCGGCAAGUGCGCUCUGGGGCUCUUUCGCGGAGCUGCAGCACGACCGGCUCAUGGUGAGGGACUUGUCCCGGCCGUCGCGGCUGGAGCCGAGGCUCCGUCAGACCUUCGUGAUCAUGGUGGACGACACGGUAUAUGAUCCUGACUUGACGAGGCAGUUAGGCGAGAAGAUCGAGCGAGUGGUGUCCCCACCAAUACAUCCAGGUGAACUGCUUGUCGAGCAGAAAAUGACCUAUGACCCGGUAAAGACGACAGCAGUCGACACCAUCAACGAAAAGGAUCCCCAAUCCGUCUCCACGAUCAACAGAGUAGCCGCUACGAGCAACAUCCUUGUGCACGAUUACGAUUACAAGUCUCUAGUGGACCUCGAGCGCGCCCUCCGCAGCGUCGUGGAAGCGCGGGUCCCCUUCAUUACCGCAAUCGCGCUUCCCGCGGUGCUGAUGCUAGCAGUGGUGGCCUACGAUGCAUAUAACAAGCUCGGUGAUAAUGACACAGUGCACUCGAUCGCCUACGGGGUGUUCUACUCUUGGAUCGUCGUGUUGGCCGUCGUUGGCAACUGCGCGGCUACAAGCGUGAACGCAGGGGUGCUAGACAACACCUUGGGCGGGGUGGUGGGGUUCAAGUUCCACCCGCAGGUGCCGCUACGGAAGCGAUAUUCGAACGCCGUGCGAUGGUCCGCAUGGAGGUACAAUGUCGAGGGUCGAUUUUGGGUGGUUCUUCCAUCUCCACUUCUUCACUGGCCAGGUGCUGGGGUGGCUGGUCGUGGCGUUGUCAUGCGCAUGCGCGGCGUCGAUCUCGUACACGACGCCGACGGUGGGGAUGGGGUGUCGGUCGUUCACCUUCGUCUUGUGGAGAUGUGCGAUGACGCCGACCCCGACUCGAAGAGAACCUGGACCCGUCUGGACGUCGCGGUUAGAUACGUCUACGGCUUCCUGGUGCUGUGCAAUGCCUGCCUGCUCGUCCUCGGCACUGUGUUCAACCUCGCGGGUCUGUACCGAACAUGUCGCUGCAAGCUGCUGUUCGCCAGCAUGGACGCGCUCGUCGAGCUGAACACGAACACACAGCAAUACUUGGACAACGCGAGGAAGUUCUGGUACCCGGUGGGGUACGUGGUGUUUACGCUUGUAUGGAUAUUAUGCGCGAUGGCGGUUGCGCUGAGGAAGCAUAUGACUUUGCACCUCUUGUCGGCCCUUGAGAGACGAAGGAACGGUCUGCCUUUUGAUCGUAGCGGAUCCGUACCUCUUGAUAGAGGCGUUCCCCUGGGCUAUUCCGAUGAUAUCGAAGCAAAUGUUCGAUGCCCACUCUGCCGCAUUGUUGCCGAUGCAGCCGAUACGCUUACGCGUGAAGAUGACAGAGAGGUGGAAUUCUGGUUUCUCAAACCCGUCUUCGGGUACGAGGUAUUGACCUUUGGGGAGAGAAGAAGUGACCCGGCGGCCCAUGCAAGGCAGAAAGCUACCCCACCCACGUCUUCCGUAUACCUGGGAGUCGCUCGCUCUUUUAAGAUGCAGGAUGAACAUGGGUUCGGAUACUACACGUCAGUGAGCAGUAUUUAUAUAGGAUUGCUCAACCAGGCGGAACUCACUGGGAGAACUGACUGGGCACCUCGCUUGCAUGACCUUCAAUCCGUGGACUUUGAGAUGAUUAAGAAUUGGCUGAGUCGCUGCCGCAGCCAUGAAACAUGCAAUCAACUAUCUCCAGCUUCAGGUCACGGGCUCACUCUUAGGGUGUUAGACACCAAGCUCCUCCAGGUCAUUGAUUUACCCCACGGGUCGCCCUACAUAGCACUCAGCUAUGUCCUAGGCGGAAUACCGCCUGUAGAACAAAAAGCCAUUUACAAAUUGUCUGAGCUUCCUCGCUUUUUACAAGACGCUAUUGCUGUGGCCAACGCACUCAGCCAUCGCUACAUCUGGACGGACUAUCUCUGCAUCAGCAACACGGAUUCCCUUCAACGAACUGCCGAUAUCGAGCGAAUGGGCACCAUUUAUCGCCAGGCAUUCGCGACCAUCAUUAAUGCCCCUACUUGGGACAACCCGCAAGGCAUCCCCGGUGUAAACGAUUCUGAUCGAUGGGUUAGGCAAAGUUCAGAGCAAUUUGAUGGCAUGACGCUCGUCACCUCCCAUCUGUCGCUAGGAAUGGUAGUCAAGUCAAGUGCCUGGGGCAGAAGGGGCUGGAUAUUCCAAGAAGGGCUCAUGUCGCCGCGUUGUAUUGUCUUUGGGCCAGAGCAAGUAUACUAUCAAUGUGCAGGAGGGAUAUGGUGUGAAUCGAUGUUGGAACCUCUUUCCAACAUGUCUCAAUCCAACUCAAACGCCUCAUUCCAAGGCACGCUGCGAGACCCUUUCCUGGACGAAAGCAGCGACUCAACCUCUUUGUAUUGGUCUCUCGUUGAGGAUUACACCAGUCGCAACCUGACCUUUCCAAACGAUUCGCUCCGCGGAUUCAAAGGGUUUCUCGAGUACUUUUCCACCUUGCGAAACAUGUCGUUCUUCUGGGGUUUGCCCAACACGCCAUCUCUCUCGCGCAACCUUUUGUGGUCACACACUCCUGCGCCGCACCAGUCAGUGACACGCCGUCCGGAUUUCCCUAGCUGGUCGUGGGCGGGCUGGAGCGGUACCGCGUCCCUCAGUUAUCUUGGAGAAGAGGACCCGCAGACUGUCUUUACUAUGGGCUUGGAAUACGACGGCAAUGGUGAGGAGAAUGCUGCAGGCGAGGAAAAUCGUGCCCGCGAGGGGAAUGUUGCAGGCGAGAAAAGUGAGGGUUUCGUGUUGAGGUGUACAGCGGACGUCGCAACUGUGCCCUUAUCAGUCAAAAGCGCUUCUUUCGCGAGAGUAUCCAACGCAUCAUAUUUUGACCUCAACUGUGGGACUUCCGAGGGGCUCGGCUUCAAUAAAACGAGACACGAGUAUAUGGAAGUUUAUAGGGACCCAAAUUUUACCUACGGGUUGCUGCUUCGUCCCAGAGCCGAUGAUCAGGACGUUUUUGAGAGGAUGGGUAACGGAUGGAUGGAUAUCAGGACCUUGGCUCUUGUUCAUCCGUCAAGGAAGACUCUAAAGCUGGGAUGA
Endocarpon pusillum Z07020 is the source of this 3735-nucleotide messenger RNA. RefSeq lists its product as uncharacterized. The record is from RefSeq and is a predicted model, not a curated record. NCBI's taxonomy places the organism in Eukaryota, Fungi, Ascomycota, Eurotiomycetes, Verrucariales, Verrucariaceae. Bases 1 to 3735 code for a protein of 1244 amino acids. The transcript is spliced from 5 exons.